AAAAUAAAAAGUAAAGUCAAAUUGUAAAUCCAGUAGAAGUUAACAAAAACCUCAAUCGCCACAGUUGCAUUUAAGUUUUUUAUCAUUUCGGUCUCCAAAUCGCAAAUAAAGGCUGCUUGAAGUAAAAUUGUUGCACUUUUCAUAUUCCAGGGACUCUUCGGUGCUCCGGUGCCUCUUAACGCUCGUUUGCGUGCGCUGCGACGGGCUUCGCCGGUGGCGCUGCGCCGCAGGUGCCUCCGACUGCGCGGUGGCGCUGCGCAGAGCACGACAUGUCCGACUAGCAGCUGCCUGCGGCCGCCUACUGCACGUUUACCCCAAAGUGAACCGGCCGCGUCAGAGAGAUGGGGCAGUGCGGCGUCACGUCGUCGAAAACGGUCCUGGUCUUCCUGAACCUCAUAUUUUGGGCCGCUGCUGGUAUCCUGUGCUACGUGGGCGCCUACGUCUUCAUCACAUAUGAUGACUACGAUCACUUCUUUGAAGACGUGUACACCCUCAUCCCUGCGGUGGUCAUCAUUGCAGUUGGAGGCCUCCUCUUCAUCAUCGGGCUCAUUGGAUGCUGCGCUACAGUGAGGGAGAGCUACUGUGGGCUCACCACGUUUGUCGUCAUCCUCCUGCUGGUGUUCAUGACGGAGGUGGCGGUGGUGGUUCUCGGGUACGUUUACAGAGCAAAGGUUGAAGAUGAAGUUAACCGCUCUAUCAAGAGCGUGUACGACGACUACAGCGGUACAAACAGCAACGCACAGAGCCGCGCCAUCGACUACGUCCAGAGACAGCUUCACUGCUGUGGGAUCCACAGCUACUCCGACUGGCGGUACACACCCUGGUAUGAGGAGUCAAAGAACAACAGCGUGCCCAUCAGCUGUUGCAUAGCAAGUGUUGACAGCUGCACGGGGUCCCUCAGUCGUCCUGAGGACCUCUACCAGGAAGGCUGUGAGGCUCUGGUGGUAAAGAAGCUGAAGGAAAUCAUGAUGUACGUCAUUUGGACUGCUCUGACAUUCGCUGCCAUCCAGAUGCUGGGGAUGCUCUGCGCGUGUGUGGUGCUGUGUCGCAGAAGCAGGGAUCCCGCCUACGAGCUGCUCAUCACGGGGGGCACGAUCGCCUGAAGGAGACCGCCUAAACGCACACUCAGAAUGUCAGAGCAUGAGAAUAACCUCUUACCACACUAACUAAAUCAAAGCUGCAUAGAGUUACCUGUCUUUCCAACGCGAAGAGAAAAGCUGAUGACCAAACUAAUGGUCAGCGGGAAUAAGAAGUAGAAAGCACCGUGGCUCAGAGGAGGAGGAGUCACGUGGAGCUCGGUCCUGGUUUGCACUGUGUCUGUCUUUUAUACUAUUUAAAUCUGUCAUGUACUUGAAUGAAAGGGUCUAUAGCUUUACUCUGUACCCCCACUAUUAAUACUACUGCUAUUACUGUUGUACUCAUACUACUACUACUACUACUACUACUACUACUACUACUACUACUACUAUUACUACUACUUCUAUUACAGCUUAGGUGUAGGUCACUUGUCACCAGCAGUAUUGUGUCAAGUAACAGUGGACACCACAGUCCACAUAACAGGUUUUAACAAAAACUGAUUCUUCACUUAGUUUUGCUUUUCUGGCUUUUAUUAAGUUUGAACCCUGUAAUCUCCUUUUAGUGUUUGGGAUUGUUAGGUAGCAACGAGAAGACUUAAGAACGUGAAUAAAAUGUGAGGGGAAAGUUCAA
Betta splendens (Siamese fighting fish) is the source of this 1707-nucleotide messenger RNA. It is a transcript of the gene tspan3a, whose product is annotated as tetraspanin 3a. The transcript is spliced from 7 exons. Gene Ontology annotation, biological process: regulation of vascular endothelial growth factor signaling pathway; protein localization to plasma membrane; protein maturation. Bases 342 to 1103 code for a protein of 253 amino acids. The record is from RefSeq and is a predicted model, not a curated record. NCBI's taxonomy places the organism in Eukaryota, Metazoa, Chordata, Actinopteri, Anabantiformes, Osphronemidae. Gene Ontology annotation, cellular component: membrane.